AUGGACCCACCUGGUAUUAGUCUUGGUACAGACCCACCUGGUAUUAGUCCUAGUAUGAAGCCACCUGGUAUUAGUCCUGACAUGGACCCACCUGGUAUUAGUCCUGGUAUGGACCCAGCUGGUAUUAGAACUAGCAUGGACCCACCUGGUAUUAGUCCUGAUAUGGAUCCAUCUGGUAUUAGAACUAGUAUGGAUCCACCUGGUAUUAGUCCUGGUAUGGACCCACCUGGUAUUAGUCCUGGUAUGGACCCACUUGGUAUUAGAACCAGAAUGGACCCACCUGUUUUUAGUCCUAGUAUGGACCCACCUGGUAUUAGUCCUGGUAUGGACCCAACUGAAAUUAGUCCUGGUAUGGACCCACCUGGUAUUAGUCCUGGUAUGGACCCACCUGGUAUUAGAACUAGUAUGGACCCAUCUGGUAUUUGUCCUGGUAUGCACCCAUCUGAUAUUAGUCCUAGUAUGGACCCACCUGGUAUUAGUCCUGGUAUGGACCCACCUGAUAUUAGUCCUGGUAUGGACCCACCUGGUAUUACUCCUGGUAUGGACACACCUGUUAUUAGAACUAGUAUGGACCCACUUGGUAUUAGUUCUAGUAUGGACCCACCUGGUAUUAGUCCUGGUACGGACUCACCUGGUAUUAGAACUAGUAUGGAUCCACCUGGUAUUAGUCUUGGUAUGUACCCACCUGGUAUUAGUCCCAGUAUGGACCCACCUGGUACUAGUCCUAGUAUGGACCCACCUGGUAUUAGUCCUAGUAUGGACCCACCUGAUAUUAGUCCUGGUACAGACCCACCUGGUAUUAGUCCUGAUAUGGACCCAUCUGGUACUGAAACUAGUAUGGACCCACUUGGUAUAAGUCCUAGUAUGGACCCACCUGGUAUUAGUCCUGGUAUGGACCCACCUGGUAUUAGUCCUAGUAUGGACCCACCUGGUAUUAGUUCAAGUAUGGACCCACCUGCUAUUAGUCCCGGUAUCGAUCCACCUGGUAUUAGUUCUGGCAUGGACCCACCAGGUAUUAGUCCUAAUAUGGACCCACCUGGUAUUAAUCCUGGCAUGGACCCACCUGCUAUUAGUCCUGGUACGGACCCACCUGGUAUUAGAACAAGCAUGGACCCAACUGGUAUUAGUCCUGAUACGGAUCCAUCUGGUAUUAGAACUAGUAUGGAUCCACCUGCUAUUAGUCCUCGUAUGGACCCACCUGGGAUUAGUCCUGGUAUGCACCUACCUGGUAUUAGAACUAGAAUGGACCCACCUGGUUUUAGUCCUAGUAUGGACCCACCUGGUAUUAGUCCUGGUAUGGACCCAAUUGAAAUUAGUCCUGGUAAGGACCCACCUGGUAUUAGUCCUGGUAUGGACCCACCUGAUAUUAGUCCUAGUAUGGACCCACCUGGUAUUAGUCCUGGUAUGGACCCACCUGAUAUUAGUCCUGGUAUGGACCCACCUGGUAUUAGUCCUGGUAUGGACACACCUGGUAUUAGAACUAGUAUGGACCCGCUUGGUAUUAGUCCUAGUAUGGAUCCACCUGGUAUUAGUCCUGGUAUGGACUCACCUGGUAUUAGAACUAGUAUGGAUCCACCUGGUAUUAGUCUUGUUAUGGACCCACCUGGUAUUAGUCCUGGUAUGGACCCACCUGGUACUCGUCCUAGUAUGGACCUACCUGGUAUUAGUCCUGGUAUGGACUCACCUGGUAUUAGUCCUAGUAUGGACCCACCUGGUAUUAGUCCUGGUAUGGACCCACCUGAUAUUAGUCCUGGUAUGGACCCACCUGGUAUUAGUCUUGAUACGGACCCAUCUGGAACUGGAACUAGUAUGGACCCACUUGGUAUUAGGCCUAGUAUGGACCCACCUGGUAUUAGCCCUGGAAUGGACUCACCUGGCAUUAGAACUAGUGUGGAUCCACCUGGUAUUAGUCCUGGUAUGGACCCACCUGGUAUUAGUCCUGGUAUGGACUCACCUGGUAUUAGUCCUAGUAUGGACCCACCUGGUAUUAGUCCUGGUAUGGACCCACCUGGUAUUAGUCCUGGCAUGGACCCACCUGGAAUUAGUCCUAGUAUGGACCCAUCUGGUAUUAGUACUAGCAUGGACCCACCUGUUAUUAGUCCUGGUACGGACCCACCUGGUAUUAGAGCUAGCAUGGACCCACCUGGUAUUAGUCCUGAUAUGGAUCCAUCUGGUAUUAGAACUAGUAUGGACCAACAAGGUAUUAGUCCUAGUAUGGACCCUCCUGGUAUUAGCCCACGUACGGACCCACUUGGUAUUAGUCCUGGUACAGACCCACCAGGUAUUAGAUUUAAUAUGGACUGA
Molecule: messenger RNA, 2304 nt
Organism: Protopterus annectens (West African lungfish)
Lineage: Eukaryota; Metazoa; Chordata; Ceratodontiformes; Protopteridae
Product: basic proline-rich protein-like
Exons: 2
Coding region: 1-2304 (767 amino acids)
Source: RefSeq, a predicted model, not a curated record